GUAGAGCCAUAUACUCUGUCCAUCCUCCAUUGUGUAGUCAUUGUAGGCUAUCAGCUUCAGCGGCUACCUCGGCCUUUUCGGGGGCCUUUUUCUUGUUGUUGUGUCAGUUCCACACAAAAUGGCUUUACUAACGCCGAUAUUUGCUUUUCUGUAUCACCUGCCGCAGGUGUACAAGUGGCUGCUGAAGCCUUACUACGUAGCCUCUCUCUUCAUGUCGGUAGCCUUCCUAGCCGUCCGCAAGACGCCUGGCAUCUGCGACCAUCUGUCCACACAGCGAGAGGACGGCAACUCCUGUGACUUUGACUGGGUCUGUAGAAAAUCCUCAAUUGUCAAAUUAAUAAAUAUUCGGUUCAGACUAGCUUGCCAACCGUAGCGUGUAAGCAGUUGGAGGCGGCCAUUGAGAGUUGGACGUGCUAAGAGUGUCAGUGAGAGGCUGACAGGCCAAACUCUAUUAAAAAAACUGAAGAUUCAGGCUGCACCUCUCACAGGGAGAUAACCUCGCAUGCUAAAUCUGCGGUUUUGUCUCGGUAUUCAAAACGAAGGAUUACUUUAUAAUCGGCGGAUUGAAACGGAGUAAAAGGCGGUUAUGAAAACAUAGAAAUAACUGUAGUGUCAAUAGGCCAGUCAUGAAUGGUGGAAUGGUAGCUAGCCAAUGUUAGUCAAGGUUAGCAGAACUAUUCCAGUUGAGGGUAUGCUCAAGCAGGGUUAGAUACUUUGCCGAAUUUCACAUUAAAUCCCUUCUUAACUCCGAAAAGGUUUAAAACACUAGCUACUAGUAAAGUCUUACUCCGACCAGCCAUUUAACUUUAUAUGUUAGAUUUAUCAUAGGGUUUGGUGUAAGCAUGAGCAGUUUGAGUGAGCGUAGACCAGCAGGGAUGCCGUGGUGGUUGCAGAAAAGAUGCUCGUCAAGUUAUGGUAGCUUUAAUUAUUCUUUAUUUUAAGUUUACCGGCCCUUUGACCACAUAUUCUCAGUUACAGAUUAGUUGUAACAGGUGAAAAAGCCAAGUGUUCAGUUUUGCAAUGGGGCGAAGAUAUGUCGGGAUUUUUAUGGCAUAUUCACUGUCUUAAGUUAUCACCUUUCGUUAUUUUGUAUAUUUUUACGACAAAUUAAGAGAUACCAUUGAUCUGGAGUUCAUCAUUUAUGAUCAUUUAUGGUCAUUGUUUUUGCUAACCAAGUUAACACGGACUUUAAUAACUCAAAUACCUGUUUGAACAAAUUAAUCUGUGCAUGCAAUUUGUGCCAAGUACUACCAACAUAAAAGAAAAAUGUAGCAAUGGUUAACACGACUGGUAUUCCAAGUUCACUUUCUAGUACUGAUUGAAAGCAUCACCAAAAAAAUUCUGCACCAUCCCUUUCUAUUGGAUGUUUAAUUCCAGUGUUGAAAGUAGUUAUCUUGGGUUGUAAUUGCUCUUAAAAGUUGUUUCAGUGUUGCAGUAAUCUUUUUUUUUUCACCCCUGUUUGGAAAUGGAAACGUGCAUGGUUGACGUUUCAUUAAAAACAGGUUUUUACGCAGGAUGAAAGCAGUUUAAAUAGACUGGUUUACUGUGAUGUUUGUUUUCACAGAGAGAGGUGGAGAUCCUCAUGUUCCUCAGUGCCAUUGUAAUGAUGAAAAACAGACGAGCAAGUGAGUGUUGUAUUUUUAUUUUUUGUUCUGUUUCAAUUUAUGCGAGAAGAGAGAACUGUAAAGCAUCACAUACUGGGUCAAUUUUGCCAAUUUAGCAAAGUAUGAGAAAGUCAAACCCAAUCUUUAAUGCAGGCUUAAGUGUUUGCUCUUGUGGGAGAAUUUUCAGAGCUUCAGCACUGUCAGAGGGUGCUACACAUACCUUCCCCCUGACCAGCAGUUUGCACUGACCAGCUGUUUGGUUGUGUGGGCUGAAAGAGACCAAAACACAAAACAAGAACUAAAAUUAAAAAAACGGAACUAUCCCUUUAAUUUUCAUGCACUGAAGUAUGAUGAUAAGACUUACUUGUUAAUAGUUUGAUACAUGGACCAUAAUAAUGUAUUCCCUGACCUCUGGGCUCCUACUUCCCCUCAAACUCUUUCAAUACUUUCCAUACUUGCGUAGGAACCCUGAUAUUAUCCUCCAAUUAUUUAAAUGUUACCCUCUAAGGGUGGUCCAGGGAAAUUGUUUUAAAGGUCUCUAUGUUUCCUCUCAUGUCAGUCACGGUGGAGCAACAUGUAGGCAACAUCAUCCUGUUCAGCAAAGUGGCCAAUGUCAUCUUGUUCUUCAGACUGGACAUCAGGAUGGGACUCCUCUACCUGACACUCUGCAUUGGUGAGUCCAGCCUUCAGGUAGUUUCACUUAGGGGUGUGCGAUCUGACAAUCUUAGAUCGUGAAGGAUUAAAAAGUGACGACAAUCUGCCAAAGCAGAGAUCAUAGAACUGUCUGUAGUGUGCAUUGUAUCCCUAAUAUGUCUACAUACAUUUCUUCCCCUUUCAAAUCAAAAUUUUAUAAGUUAAGAGAGCACAUUUUAAUUUACCCACAGAAUUAAUGUGUUACACAAUAAUAAAAGUAACUGCAGUCGUGGAAAAAUCCACCGAAAAAUCGUCUCGGGCUGACUUACAUACCCCUUCCCUUUAGUCCUCAGUAAACAUCCAAUCACUGUUUAGUAUAGUAAGUGGUUUUUAUUACAUAUAAGAUUCUAAGACUUUUUUGUAAAUAUUGACAUUUGUGUGUGAAGUCUUAUUUUAGGUUAAAUUUUUUUUGAGAAUGAGGCCAUCCAUUUAAGAAAAUGUUUGCUUUUAUAAUCUGGAUUUAACCUUUUGUGUGUCUGUGUGUUAGUGUUUCUGAUGACCUGUAAGCCUCCUCUUUACAUGGGACCAGAAUACAUCAAGUACUUCAGUGACAAAACCAUCGAUGUGAGUUUAAUUAGAUGAUUUAAGCACCACAUGAUUUUAGAUUUUUAAAUCUUAAAUCACUAGUGUGUGUGUGCUUGUGCAGGAUGAGCUCGACAGAGACAGUCGCAUGACGUGGAUCGUUGAAUUUUUCGCCAACUGGUCUCCAGAGUGUCAGUCCUUUGCUUCAGUCUAUGCUGAUCUAUCUCUGAAGUAAGAUCCCCUAAACUUAAAACAGUUUAAGAUGUGGCAUUAAUAGGAACCAAGAAUGAGUUUUUUUAUUCUGUGUUUCAGGUACAACUGUGCUGGUCUGAAGUUUGGCAAAGUGGAUGUUGGACGUUAUGGAGAGGUUUCAAAGAAGUAAUUUCUGUUUUAUUAUUAAUUGAUGUAAUAUGACCCAAGUUCCACAAAAGCUGGGAUGAUGUGCACACUGUUGAUAAGACAGAAUAAGAAGUUUUGAGAUUCAUAUUUAAUUGGAAAUAGAGAAAAGACAAAAUAUCAGAAGUUGAAACAAAACAAAUCUGUAUUACGGUGUGCAUUUAUGUAGUGUGUAUCUGUUCAGUUUAUAUUUUUUUGCCAGCAACUUCCUCAUAACAGUUGGGCUAGGGUCGUGUUUACUGUUGUGUCGCCUGGGUCCAGUCCCCUUUUUUUGUAUUUUUUUGUCUAGGACUCCUCCAAAUGUUUUCAAUGGGGGACAAGACAGGACUGCAUCAGGCUAGUUCAUUAGUAGGACUCUUCUUCCCUAAAAAAGUCUUUGUCUGGAUGGCUGCAGAUGUUGCUCCUAAACCUGUAGAUAUUGUUCAGCAUUAAUGGAUCCUUUCUUCCAGGGCCAGAGAAGUCUCUAGUGUUCCUGGAUCCUAUUUCUAUCUGGUCUCCUCUUUUCAUGGUUAAAUUUUUAACACCAUUUGUGGAUGCAUGCAGUGAUAGACUGUUCAGAUAAGGCUUUUUGAGGUGAUUUUGAGCCCAUGCAGUGAUUUCCACUCCAGAGUUCCAUCUGAAGAUCAGGACCAUCCAGUCUUGGUUUUGGUCCUCAUCUCUUAAAUACAGAGAGUUCUCCAGAUCCUCUGAAUCUUUUAAUGAUAGUAUGAACUGUAGAUUAUGAAAUCCACUCAUUCUUUUACAUUUGACACUCAGGAACAUUAUUCUGAGACUGUUGAACUAUUUGCUCACGCAGUCUCUCACAGAGUGGUGAACCUCUUCUCAUCUUUCCUUCUGACAGACUCAGCCUCUCAAUGUCCUUUUUAUUUGGAGUCAUGUGGCUCACCUGUUUGAAACUAACUUAAUAUUAGUUGGAGAUGUUCCCCAGCUGUUUUUUUUUUUUUUUUUUAGUAAUACACAAUCUUUUAUCUGUUUGUUUGUUCUUUAAUAAUUUUUUACCUGUGUGGUUGUUCUUCUGACUCAACUAUUCAAAAUCAAUUCUAAUUCAUCUCCCAACCUUUCUCUUAAAACUUCCAAAUCUUUUUGAUGUCAACAUUUUACACAGUGUUCCAAGUUAUAUGGGGUUGUAGUUGUGAAAUAGUUGAAAAAUUAACUAAAGUAAUCAAGUGAACUAAUAUGAUAAAUGUCUUCAUGGAUUUAUUUCUACUCUGCAGGUACAAGGUUUCCACAUCCCCGCUGUCCAAACAGCUCCCUUCUCUAGUGUUAUUUCAGGGAGGGAAGGAGGUGAUGCGGCGCCCUCAGGUGGACAAGAAGGGCAGAGCAGUGUCGUGGAGCUUCACUGAGGUUAGACCAGGCAGUUAAUCCACUUCUAAUUAGAAAAUACAUGGCUAUCAACACUCAUCUGCACUUUAUAUUAGUUUCAAGGUCAGUGUAAAAUUCAAAAGUUUGUGUGAUUCUUGAUGGUUUCUUUGUUUUAGUUUGAGUUUUACAAACAUUUAAUGACAUCUUUACAAAACAAUAAAAUCUCAGAAUUUCAACAUGUAAUGAUUGAUUCAUUUAGUUUUAUAUUUAAUGCUUGUUAAUGGAGCCACGUCAAUAGGCCCUUUUCUGUAUUGCUUCGAUAAAAAAAUAGUUGUAUAGUGUAGCAUGUUAUUUUAUAGCAUUGUGAAGUUAGUUUAAACUUCAAAAUACCCCUUCUAGUCAACCCAAACGAGUAACAAAGAACAUGCUGCUUGCUGUACAGGUUUUUUUUUUUUUUAGAAAAGAUGUUUUGAUCUUUUAUUUUAUUUUAUUUAUCUUUAUCAAAUUUUCCCUCUGGGAUAAAUUAAGUUCUUGUCUUGUCUUGUGUUGUCAUACUCUAUUCCCUGCUGUUAUAACCAACCUGCUUUUCAUUUGAAAAAUUUCAUCAGGACUUCUGCUGCAUGGUAAAGUUACUCACAGCAUUAAAAGUCUGUUUUCUCUUUAAUAGGAGAACAUUAUCAGAGAGUUCAACCUGAACGAACUCUACCAGAAAUCCAAGAAGCUCAACAAGACCAAAGGAGACAAAAUCAGCCAAUCACAGUUCCCCCCUGUCCCAGAGGAGGAAGAGCCAGAGCAGCAGGGAGGUGACGCCCAAGGGGAGGAGCCUGAGUCCAAGAAGGACAAAUAAAGAUGGUUUGUAGCUCUCAGUGUGGACUUCUUCUGGUUGGAGGAUGAGGCUGUUCUUCAAAGUGUUCAGUUUGUCUGAUUGAGAAUAAGACCUUCUCCUCUUCCUCACUCUGGAAGCAACAGAGGAAGAAAUCUUAUUUACGUGUUUUUUGACCCUUCAGAGUCCUGGACUUCUCCAACUGUUGCUUGUGUCUCAGUAUCUUUCAUCUGCAUCAUUCAAGUUCAUUUUAAACUCACCUCCGGUGCAGCUGCAGAGACCUUUCCUAUUUUUUCUUUAUUAUUAAAACUUUAGCUGAAGAGCAACACAAGGAGGGUAGGUUGUUUAAAUCCUUCCAUCCAUCAGUUUAAGGCCUGACAAUGUGAAAUGCCGAACAAGUAUCUGUAUAUGAAGAUGAGCGACAGUGUACCGGCUCCUGUAUUUAAAAAAUUAAGCCAAAACCACCCACACAGCUGGUGUAAAUAUCUGGUGUUGACAUGUUUUUAGCCCCAUGCAGGAGGGGUUGGUCAGUAGAGCUGAUGUUUUAUCAUUGAAAGACCUUUUCACUUACCAUUAAGUCACCUGUUACAUGUUGCACUCUCAGGCAUGCAUGUUUUCCAUAAUAUACUUGUCAUCAGCCUCUCCAGUUCACUUUGGUAAGUUUCACUGAAUAUGAGCUGCUGUGUUUCCACAUCAAAUCACACUGACCUGCUAGGCCCAGAGUAAGAUUUCCAAGCAAAGUCAAAGUCUGUGUUAGCAUGUAGGCUGUUGUGUUCACACCUGCAGCUUUCCAUGAUUAUUCAGAAAGUUUCCUGUAGCUAUGUGCAUGUGUUGGGGGGAAAAAAAAAACAGCUAAAGAAAAACAUCUGCGUAAUAAGACGCUUGAAAGAUAUAUUCUUUCAACCCGAUUUUAGGUCUGAUGUAUGUCCCAUCUUUUUCAUAAAGAUGUCAGCCACUAGAGAGAGCUUCAAAUGUCUUGGUUUCACCUUUGGGGAGCUGGCCUAUUGUCCAUCUUCAUAUACAGUCUAUGGAGUAUGUAAAAAAAAAAGACCAAGUAGAUUUGAUUUCUUUAGUUUAAUUAUACUAUAUCAUUCUCCUUUUGUCCGUAAGGAGCAUUAAAUGAGGCUUCUGUUAUCUUUGAGAGCACUCAGACCCUGAAGCAGAAAGCCUGGGUUAACAGAGAGCUCAUUGGUAUGUGAUUUUCCUGAUUUCCUCUGACUGUGGCUUCAGGUUUUAGUUUUAUUAACCAGCUCCCUCAAACUAAGCCUGGGUUUGUCAAACACUGUAAACACUGAACGUGACCGCUGAUGACAGCUGUGAAGUCUGAGUGAGCACAGAUUUUACUAAUGAAACUGUAACGUAAAUGUGAUGCUACUUUAAAAACCUUGAUUGAGAUUAUUUUAUAAAACUAAUUUAAUGGAGAGUAGUUUUUAUAAUUAUGCUAUGAUUUACUUUGUUUAUGUACACACACACACACAAAAAGAUCAGAGAAUCCAGCCACAGUAUUUUUCCAAAUUCAGACUGAAGCUACAUUUGUAAUGACUAGUGAAAAGACAGUCCACAGAUUCUGAAACAUCAGGAAAUGGAUGAGACGUAUUAGUUUACAGUAGUGUUCAGACUAAAAGCAUAUGGAACUGUUAGACUGUACUCUAGGGUGCAGCCAACAAUCUGUCCUAGAUCACACAUUUAAACUUAAGAAACUGAUCUGCUUCAUGUUUCCCUUAUUGAUCAGCACUGAGAUUUUUCUGACUUCCCUGAAUACAUCAGAAAUAAUCAACCAGACCUCUGCUCAACAAAAACAAACGUUUCAAAAGUUGCUAGAGGAUAGUCCCAAUGAAGUUUGACAUCUAACUAUUUACUAAUCUACACCAUACUCAUAGUUAAGUCAGUGUGACUUAACUGUGAAAUUCAGACCAGCAGCAUGAGCACUCCAAGAAAAGACCUUUAAAUGUAUUUAAAUGACAAGACAGUAAGAUUUGUUUGGGUGUAUCUUUAAGAAGUGUUCAGGAGAACAGUCCCUAUGAAACUUAUAUUUACAGUAAAACUAAGACUUAGCAGAAAACAGAGAAAUGGGAACUCUGGCAAGGGACGAAACCAACUUAAGAUCUGUAAACUGCAAUGAAAUGGCAUUAACACUUUUUUUUCUCUGGUGCAUCCUGCGGUAAUAGUACUGCAGCUCCUGUACAACUGAAGUUUACUGUGAAACACUCCUUUUUUUUUAAAUAUAUUUUUAAUUUUUCAUUCAGAAACAGAUUUUACUCUGACCAGGUUUAAUGUUUUUGGGCUCCUAAAUUGAAUACUAGAAACUGCAGGACAAAUUUUAAUUAGCAUGAUGAUUCCAAAGCAUGUUUGCAUCUUCAAGCUCUGGUCCUAAUAUAAGUAACAUUCCACUGUCCAUACUCUCCAUGUAUUUAUUUUGGAACAUGUGUCCUUAACAUGUUUUAUCUUUUUAUUUUUGACCACUUUUGGGGAGAUUUGAUGGACUUCUCCAGAUUUAGUUCCAUUUCUUUCUUUCUUUAACAUUCCUGAUGAAGAUUGUGUGCAGUAGACAUUUUUUAAGAUGCUGUAAGUUUAUUCCUCAAAUCCUGGAUUUGUUACUAAAAUUGUUUUUAUCUUCAGUAUUGUACACUUUGGUCAUGUUACAUUUCUUUUUUGGCUGGUUUGGACAUUUAUAAAUCUACUCCUCUCUGUGACUGGAGAAAAAUCUGAUGACAACACCUCAGAGAUGUCUGCCUGUUUUUGUUAUUCAUGCAAUAAAGAUAUGGACAUGAAGACUGUAAA
This is a messenger RNA of Xyrichtys novacula (pearly razorfish), 8121 nucleotides long. NCBI's taxonomy places the organism in Eukaryota, Metazoa, Chordata, Actinopteri, Labriformes, Labridae. The record is from the annotation of a GenBank genome assembly.